GCCCAAACCAGUGGCUACCCAGCUCUUAUUUAUGAUCUCGGCGUGUGUUCUUCCGAUUUCUCUAGCGCUCGCCGCCUCCUGAACUCCUCUGUCCUCUCCCUCCUCCGUGGACUCACCCCAACCGACCGGCGAGCCGUGGUGCCCGCCCUCGUCGCAGGAACCGCCCCACCCGAGAAAGUUACGCUCUGUGACACUCGCCGGAGCACCACCGACCCGGCAGCGAUGGCCGAGGAGGUGAAGCACCUGGAGACGCGCGCGGCCGAGCGCCCCGUGUGGCUCAUGAAAUGCCCCACCGUCGUCUCCCGCGCCUGGCAGGAGGCCGCCGCCGCCGCCGCCACCACCUCCAACCCAGAGGCCGGAGGCCCUAACCCUAACCCGGUGGUCGCCAAGGUCGUCCUCUCCCUCGACCCCCUCCGCGACGAGCAGCCUACCAAGUUCAAGAUGGAGAUGGCUCAAACAAACAAUGGCAAUACACCAAAGAGUUACUCUCUGAAUAUGUACAAUGACUUUGUGCCAAUGUGCAUCUUUUCUGAGUCUAACCAAGGGAAAUAUGCAUGUGAAGGGAAAGUUGAGAACAAGUUUGACAUGAAACUACACAGUGAAAAUCUUGCGGAUUAUGGAAAGUUAUGCCGUGAGAGAACUACCAAGUGUAUGGCUAAACCAAGAAAGAGUGGAGUUGCGGAUGACCAUGGAAGUCGCAUGAGACCCAUGCCUGGCAUGGUUGGCCUGAUGCCUACUUCUGCUACAAAUGCAAAGGAGAAGAAGAAGCCAGUACCACCACGAUCUUUUGAAACAAAAAGAACACGAAGGGGUCGUACAGAAAUGGAGAAUAUCCUAUUCAAGCUUUUCGAGAGGCAGCCAAAUUGGUCGCUAAAGCAGCUUAUGCAAGAGACAGACCAACCUGAGCAAUUCCUGAAGGACAUACUGAACGACCUCUGUGUCUACAAUAAAAGAGGACCGAAUCAAGGGACGCACGAGCUCAAGCCUGAAUACAAGAAGUCGACAGAGGACAACAAUGCUACUUGAAGAAGUUCUUCCUCUGAUUCGCCAAACACGAGCUCCCCAGUCCCGACCGAUGGGAACUCCAGUUGCUACUCAUAUGCAGGGUUAACCUUACCGGUAAGUGAAAAAACCAAGGUAGUUGAUAAACGUGUUUAUCGGAUUUCUCGGAGAUUUAUCAGUUUAUCCUUUUCUUUCCGAUUAAAUUGUGAAAAAAAUCCCUCAAACUAUACAUAAAUAAUCUAGAUUAUCUCCAAACAAUCUAACAUGAAAAACUAAGACAUCAUAAUACGUAGGAAUAAGAAGACAUAUGGGCUAGGAGGAAGGGGUUUGCCGAGCUAGUAUUCUUUGGGCAUGAAUUCAAAAUGGCCGAAAUUUUGGAUGUGUGUAAGUCAUAAUCAUAUGUAUAGUAGAAGGUCACUCCUAUUUUGAAAUUUAUAUUUGUGUAUCUAAGAAGUCAUGUGCAAGAGAGCACUUAAUUGAUGAUUGAAAUAGUCUUGCAAUGUAUUGUUUUAUUUUUUUAUUGAUAAGUAUUUGUGUUGGAAA
Molecule: messenger RNA, 1545 nt
Organism: Panicum hallii
Lineage: Eukaryota; Viridiplantae; Streptophyta; Magnoliopsida; Poales; Poaceae
Product: general transcription factor IIF subunit 2-like
Exons: 6
Coding region: 223-1026 (267 amino acids)
Biological process (GO): transcription initiation at RNA polymerase II promoter; transcription by RNA polymerase II
Cellular component (GO): transcription factor TFIIF complex
Source: RefSeq, a predicted model, not a curated record